Molecule: messenger RNA, 2409 nt
Organism: Calliphora vicina (urban bluebottle blowfly)
Lineage: Eukaryota; Metazoa; Arthropoda; Insecta; Diptera; Calliphoridae
Gene: Lgr3
Product: Leucine-rich repeat-containing G protein-coupled receptor 3
Exons: 12
Coding region: 1-2409 (802 amino acids)
Biological process (GO): activation of adenylate cyclase activity; adenylate cyclase-activating G protein-coupled receptor signaling pathway; hormone-mediated signaling pathway
Cellular component (GO): plasma membrane
Molecular function (GO): protein binding; G protein-coupled peptide receptor activity
Source: RefSeq, a predicted model, not a curated record
AUGGUCUAUGGACGGAGUAUAGCAAUUGGCGUUUUGUUUUUGGCCAUUAUUUGUGCAUUGUCAGCUUUAAUAUUUUAUCUAAGUUUGGGACCCUGUCCUCAUGGUACAUUUGCCUGCGAUAAUGGUGAAUUGUGUGUGUUACAGCGACAAAUCUGUAACAAUCACAGGGAUUGUCAUGAUGGCAGCGAUGAAGAUCCCGUUGAGUGUGGCCUACUUUAUGGCAGUCGUGAAAUGACCAAUAAAAUAGUGGGAAAUGCCAUUGAAAAACAACGACGUCAACAACAACUAACUACCACAGCAACCAACAGCACUAGCGUGGACAGUAACACAGUAACUCGUUUAGGGCGAAUACAACAGGGAGAGCAGGAAUUUAAUUUAAACAAACAUUUACAACAAAAUAUUACAAAGUCUACGACGGCCAUUACAAUGCCAGCGUCUACAACGACGCCCGCAACAACAAGUAUUAAUGUGAAUAAUACCAGUCGUAUUAUUUGUGUUUCAUUAAUAGAAAUCUCAACAUAUCCAAAACAAUGUACCUGCCUUAAAUCAUUAAUUUUUUGUAAAAAUACUGCAAAACUAACAAAAAUACCUGAAAUUGGACAACAAGUUACUGACAUAAUCAUCAUUGACAACAAUUUGACAUUGCAAGCAAAUGAUUUGCAAUAUUUUACCAAACUAAGAAGAUUAAAACUAAAAGCGAAUAACAUUAAAGAAUUGCCCCUGGGUUUAUUUCAGCAUUUGGAUCAAUUAAAAACUCUUGAUUUACGUUACAAUCAAUUGACCAUUUUGCAGCCCUUUACCUUUAAAGGUUUGAUAAAUCUUCAAUGGCUGUUUCUGGGUUCAAAUCGUUUAACAUGUUUGCCGGUUAAAGAAAUGUUUUUAAAUUUGCCACGUUUGGAGUGGUUACAUUUAAGUGAUAAUUUAUUGUCAUUGAAUGGCAGCAAUUUUCCACGCAUGCAGGUUUUGUAUGAAUUAUAUUUGGACUAUAAUAGAAUAUUAUAUAUUGGCGAGGAAACUUUUGCACAAUUGGAUAAUUUGCAUUUACUAAGUUUAAAUGGAAAUCUUAUUACACAUAUACAUCCAAGAGCAUUUUGGGGCUUGCAAAAUAUAAGAGAUAUACGUUUAAUUAAUAACCCCCUGAAGCACUUAAGUGGAGAAACGUUUUUUAAUAAUUAUCAUUUGGAUGCUUUAUCCUUGGGCCACACCCCCUUAAGAAUAGAAAAUUCCUUUAUGCAAUGGCUGAAUAUUUCUUAUUUAAAUCUGACUGGCAUACGUUUCGAAAUGAUCGAAUUUGAUACGAUUAAAGUAAUGCACAAUUUAAAGUAUAUAAUCUAUGAUCGUUUCUAUUUCUGUUCGAUGACACCGAAUGUGCGCAUGUGCAAACCCAAUUCGGAUGGUGUGUCUUCGUUUAAGGAUCUGCUCAGUAAACCGGUUUUACGUUAUUCGGCUUGGAUAAUGGCUUUUAUAACCAUAACCGGUAAUAUCAUGGUGCUGUGGGGUCGUUUUAUAUAUCGUGAUGAAAAUAAAGCGGUGACUAUGGUUAUAAGGAAUCUGGCAUUGGCGGAUAUUUUAAUGGGGUUUUAUUUGUUGACGAUUGGUUUGCAGGAUAUACGUUACAGGAAUAUAUAUCAUAGGGUUGCUUUAGACUGGAUCACUUCAUGGCAUUGUGCGGCCAUUGGUGUAUUAGCAGUCAGUUCCUCAGAAGUUUCUAUGCUCAUAUUGGCCUUUAUGUCUUUGGAGCGUUUUCUGCUAAUAGCCGAUCCAUUUCGUGGCCAUCAUCGCAUCAGUGCCCGAAACAUAUUUAUAGCUUUACUCACCAUUUGGCUAAUGGGUGUGGGUAUAGCAGUGGCUCCCGUCAUCCUCUGGCAUUCGAGUACAAAAUUCUAUGGCACAUAUUCGGGCACCUGUUUCCCGCUACACAUACAGGAACCUUACCCGCUGGGUUGGCAGUAUUCGGCCUUUAUGUUUUUGGGUGUCAAUCUAUUUUUGUUGGUAAUGAUUGCUCUGCUGUAUACCGCAUUAUUGAUAUCGAUAUGGCGUACACGUAAGGCGACACCACUGUCGCUGUUGGAUUGUGAAUUUGCUGUGCGUUUUUUCUUUAUUGUCCUGACAGAUGUUUUAUGUUGGGCGCCCAUAAUUGUCGUUAAAAUCUGGGUUUUCUUUAAUUACAACAUUUCGGAUGACAUUUAUGCUUGGCUGGUGGUUUUUAUUUUGCCGCUAAAUUCAGCUGUUAAUCCUCUUUUGUAUACGUUUACAACACCCAAAUAUCGUAAUCAAAUUUUAUCGCGUGGUUGGAAGAAAAUUACCUCACGUCGCCGGCAUGAGCCAUCAAAUGGUUUAGCGACAACAAUUGCAACAGCUACAGAUGAAUACAGUGGCAAGGCCAUACCUCUAGUCGUAACGAAAUAA